AUGGCAGUGUCAGUGGCACAUCUUCCCCCUUCUGUCUGCUCCUCUUUGCUGCACCCAGAUGACGUGGGGGGAGUGGUGCUGCCUGGGCCUGCAGAACUUGCUAUAGCAGGCAACGCUAAGGGCAGCUUCGUGGAUGGCUGCCCUUGCUCUCCGUCCAUCCCCAGCAUUCAAGCCCGCUGGCAUCUGCAUGCUGAAAUGCCCUCGUUGCCUCACCUCCCUUACCUCCCUCACCUCACUGUCCUCACUCCCCUCCCUCACCUCUCUCACCUCUCUCACCUCUCUCCCCUCCCUCACCUCUCUCACCUCUCUCACCUCUCUCCCCUCCCUCACCUCUCUCACCUCUCUCCCCUCCCGUCACCUCUCAACUCUCGCCUCCCUCACAUACUUUGCCGUACAGCUUCCCUCCCGCCUCCCAUCAGUUGGAAUGGUCCCGACCCAUGGGCGGGGGUGCCACCAGUGCAAGUGGCCAUGGCUGUUGGUGCUGCUGAGGUGGCAGCCACAAUCACCCGACUCCUUUAG
Messenger RNA from Closterium sp. Naga37s-1, 519 nucleotides. The record is from the annotation of a GenBank genome assembly. NCBI's taxonomy places the organism in Eukaryota, Viridiplantae, Streptophyta, Zygnematophyceae, Desmidiales, Closteriaceae.